Onychostoma macrolepis is the source of this 4989-nucleotide messenger RNA. It is a transcript of the gene rapgefl1, whose product is annotated as Rap guanine nucleotide exchange factor (GEF)-like 1. The transcript has 15 exons. The record is from RefSeq and is a predicted model, not a curated record. Gene Ontology annotation, biological process: Ras protein signal transduction; positive regulation of GTPase activity. NCBI's taxonomy places the organism in Eukaryota, Metazoa, Chordata, Actinopteri, Cypriniformes, Cyprinidae. Gene Ontology annotation, molecular function: guanyl-nucleotide exchange factor activity. Gene Ontology annotation, cellular component: plasma membrane. Bases 650 to 2515 code for a protein of 621 amino acids.
CGGAGCGCAGUAUUUGUGCGGACUCGAGGCGCAGAGACACUCGGUACCGUGAGAGAAAACCAAAUACGGAUUCCACUGAACCGGACAGGGACCUCCAGACGCGAAAUCCUCAUCAGCAUCGAGUCGCGUUUCCUUCAGACCUGCUGCGGUAGAGGCGAUUCAUUUAUAUGGUCCAGCAUCUUGGCAUAGACUGAUUUAUAUGCAUAUGCAUUUUUAAGAUAUAUGCCUAUACCUGCUGCUGUUUUCAUCUUUUGUGCGUGAUUAUUCGUCUAAUUAACUCAUCGAUCAAGGCUUCGUUGACAGUGGCAAUGGUAGUAGUACACACAUAGCCUUCUUCUCGUGCUGAAGGACUGCAGUGGAGGACGGGUUUCCCUGGGAUACGUUUGGUUUUUUCUUUUUUUUCUUAGCGGUGUAGUAAGGACUCGAUCAGCAUCCACUUGUGUAACGGGAACACUGAACAUGGCCGUGUUUUAUUCUUGACACCUUAACACAAACGGAGAAGAAUUUCAGGCGUUUUCCAAACCGCGCUGGGAUCCAGCAUUAUCCGGCUAUGAUGUAGACGCUCACGUCCAUACGGUCAUCAUCAGUGUUCAUUAUUGAGUAUUAAUUAGGAUCAACCCAGGGCCUUCUUGCGAUUUCUGUCAUCAAAAUGCCGGCUGGAAUGAAGCCUCUUGAAAAAUUCUUGAAGAAACAGACCAAUGCGCUCACUCGGGCGGGUGGUUUUGGGGAGAAGGCCACCGGCACCGGGGCAUCCAGGCGGCGGGCCAGCCUGUCCCGUGUGGUGCCGUUCUUCAGGGAGACGUCUCCCGAGAGCGGCCCGGCGAGGGAGGUGUUCAGCCCGGAGACCGAAGAAGCCCCGUGCUGGCCCUCCGCCACUGCGGACAUCAGGAGUCCGUCGCUGUCCAGCGACGAGCAAAGCUCCGAGGCGAGUCUGGACACGAACUGGACCCCGCUGCCCGCGGACACCGCGGAGAACCUGGCGCUGGCGCUGCUGGACAGCGUGGCGGGAAAGCGGUACACCACCUGCACAGAAAUACUCCUGGAUGACUUCAUGCUGACACACCCAAUCUUCUUGGCCCCAGACAAGUUCCAGCAGGUCUUGCUUCAGCAAUUCAGCUCAGAGGGUAAGCAGGGUGAGGGCUGGCCCGGCUGGGACGGAGCUGAGCGGAAACUUGCAGUUCUGACUGUGGCCUUCCGCUAUCUGGACACAUACAGAGACUUACUGCAGGAGGAGGGAGAUCGCUCCAACACCUUCCCAAAGGAGCUGUAUUUGUGCGCUGUUCAGGAGCUCAGCCGCUUUCCUGAACUGGUGGAAGACGUCCUGAAGCUUCAGCGCUGGACUGAGAUAUUACACAGCCCAGCUGAGGAGGACAAGGAGAGUCGCAAGAAGGCAGUCCGCCCGCUCUUCCGACACUUCAGACGUAUCGACGCCUGCCUGCAGCCCCGAGAGGCUUUCCGUGGCUCGGACGAAAUCUUCUGCAGGGUUUACACACCAGAUCACUCAUACGUGACCAUCCGGAGCCGGCUCUCAUGCCGGGUCGGAGAGAUCUUGGCUCUGGUGAAAGAGAAACUCCAGUAUAGCGAGGACCAACCCACCCAACCUGCCAACCUCAUACUGGUGGCUGUCACUUCAUCUGGGGAGAAGGCUGUGUUCCGUCCCAGCGACGAGGCCGUUUUCACCACUCUGGGCGUCAACACCCACCUGUUCGCCUGCGAGCCCGCGGAGCUCGAGAGCUUGAUACCUCUCCCUGAGGAGAUCCACUGGUCACCAGGAGACAGCAAACUCCAUGACAUGAGCGCAGAGGAGGUGGCCAAUCAGCUGGUGGUGUUCGACUGGGAACUCUUCAGCUGUGUGCACGAGGUGGAGUUUGUGUGUUACGUGUUUCACGGGGAACAGGCUCGCUGGCGCCCCCUCAACCUGGAGCUGAUCCUGCAGCGAUGCAGUGAAGUGCAGCACUGGGUCGCCACAGAGAUCCUGCAGUGCCAGUCGCUUCCAAAGAGGAUACAGCUACUGCGCAAGUUCAUAAAGAUUGCAGCCUUAUGUAAACAGCAGCAGGAUCUGCUGUCGUUCCUGGCACUGGUUCUGGGACUGGACAACCCUGCAGUCAGCCGCCUACGUCUGACCUGGGAAGGCUUGCCAGGAAAGUUUCGGAAGCAGUUUCAGCAGUUUGAGAGCGUUGCGGACCCUUCGAGGAACCACAAGUCAUACAGAGACCUUCUAGCCAGCCUGAGAGCCCCUCUCAUACCCUUCACUCCACUGCUGCUAAAGGAUCUGACCUUCCUCCAUGAGAGCUGUAAGAGUUUCCAUGGGGAGCUGGUUAAUUUUGAAAAGAUGCACAAAGUGGCAGAGAUGGUACGAAGCAUCAGGCGGUAUAGGAGCUCUCAGCUAGCAAUGGAGGUCGAGCCGUCCCCCUCUCACCUCCAGACGAAAGCGUAUGUUCGGCAGCUGCAGGUCAUCGACAAUCAGAACCUGCUUUUUGAGAUGUCCAGCAAGCUGGAGCCAAAAGACAUGUGAAGGGACCGAGCGAACCUACAAGCCAUAUCUAAAAACCUCUUGUUCCAGAUCCAAUAAACCCACACACCCAACCCUUCAUUCCCCAUUGUCGCAGAUCAACCCAGCUGGGCUGUCAAUCAUCUCAGGCUCCACCUCCAAAUCAUCAAACGAGGAAAUUUGUUCACGAAAAUGGUGUGAAUUGUGCUUUGAGUGAUUCUGUGUCAGUGUUAAUUAUGACCACGCAUAGUGGUCGGGGAUUCAUUUCUACCUUUUUUUUUCUCGCUGUUCACAACUGAAGGGAAACCUGUCCUGAUUGCACUGCCAUCAGUUGAACUGAACCAAACCGGAAUAAGCUUAAUCUGUACAAUUUGUCAUCCGGGCCUUCAGAAACACAGACUGUAUUUUGGCCAUUCAUGAACCUAAAAUACAUGAGACAAUCUGACCUCUUGAACUCUGACCUUUGGUCUUCCCUCUUCCCCUGCCGACAUUGGCACUUACUGCAACCCUGUGCAAUUGGCUGCAGUCAUUAGAUGUUAGUGUUCUGAACGAUAUGGAUCCCCAGCCAUCAAAAAUGAGUCCCGAAUCCAAGACCAGCUCCAACGUACAGGAUAUUCUAUAAUUAACCUGCUUAAUGUAAAUGAUAAAGUCACAAUACAGAAGAAAUUCACUUUCACUGGAUGUGAAAGUGAAUGUAUAGGAACUCGUUUACUGCAAAAAAUCUAUUUAUGGCAAUAUUUCUGUCUUGUUUUUGUUUUUCUUGAAACAAAAUGACAAAGUAAUAAUACAUUUAAUAUUUAAUAAAUGUAAUAUAUUGAAUAUAUGUGUUAAAUAUUAAAUAUACAAAACAUUUUGUUAGAUUUAUGCUUAAAACAAGAAGAAACAGUGGAGUAAAAUCAAAAUAUAGAUGUAUACUCGAGUCUUAAACUUGAUUCAGAUUAGGAAUAUUAAUAUAUUAUUUAAUUACAUUUAUCUUGUUUUAAGGAUGUUUAGAUAGAAAAACAAGACAAAAAUAUUGCUAAUUUUUUUGUAGUGUAGAAGCCAAAUUUAACUUUGCUCUUAAUUUAUUAAAGAUUAGUAACAGACCAAAAAAAUAAAAAUUGACCAAAUGCAGUAUUUUAUCAUUUUUUUUUUUUAACAGAACCACUUAUUCAGUGUAAUAUGCCAUUAAUAUCAGUAGUUGCUGAUGGCCCAUCUUCAUUUCAGCUUGAGCUUUACUUGGUCAAGCACUUGUUUUCAGAUUGCCCUUGUGUUUUUUUGAAUGGGCCCGGUGUGAAUUUAAUUCUCAUAACUGGAAAAGUGUUUAUUUGCACCCAAGUUUACUCAAGAAUGACCCCAAGCUGAAAACGGGCUCUGUACGGGACGACUUGUCUUGGAUUGGACUCUCUCAGGAUCUCCUCCUGAGGUCAUACAAAGGAUGGCCUGUAAGGCUGCACUGUACAUAUGUCAUGUAAAUAGCAAAAAUAAAUAUGAAUAUGACUCUAUUUUAUGUAAGAGCUAUGAGAUGGACUCUCAAGAAGAAUAUUUGUUUUGUAAAUCUAAGAAAAAAAACAUACGUGUACAGUUUAAAAGGCGACGGCCCAGACAGAGUCUGUGGUUUGCGAUGAAAGAAUUGUAUAGCAUAUUCGCUGGUUUUUGUUGUUUUGGUUUGAUAUCAUUUCUUAUCCAUUACAGAUGACCUGUACAUAUCCUCUGUUUUGGUUGCAUAGUUUUUUUUUGCGUCGUCUGUCUGCAAUGGAUGAAUUGUACAGCAUGUAGGUGGUUUAGUUGGAUUUCGCUGUUUUUAUUUGGUCAAAGUUUCUCAUUUGUUUUUAUUUGAUCUUUUUAAAGCGGGUAUUCUCUUGUUGUUUUUUGGUUUUGUACAGAAGUCCGUGUUUACAGUGCGAUUAUCUGAAACUCAGACAUGUCCAAUGAAAGACACGGAGGGCGGGGCAUGCAAUAUUGCCCCGCCCCCUUUUCUUGACAUGAGUCAAAGAUGCAUCUAAAAUAAAGCCUCUUGUGAUGAGCACUCGAGACGUUCUGCCUCACUAAGUGUGUACAUGGUACAAGAAUGCUGUUUUUUUUUUCUUAAAACCAAAAAACUUUCUAGAAAAUUAUGAUUAUUAUGAUCGAGUUUCAUAUUACUAUCGUUUUUUGUUUUCAGUCAAACAAGACCGGUUCAUUCAAUUAGCCUAACUGUGACUUGCUCUGACUGUAACAUUUGAAUCUGCUGCAGUCAGUUUAGUCGAAUUCAACACGAACCAUUCAAAUCGGUUUAUUCUUUGAAAAGAAUCGACUCAGAAGAAUGAUUCAAACACGAUUCCGACAUUGCGGAUUUCUUUAAAAUGACGAAGGCCGUCUUUUUCCUAACAUGUAGUGCGUAGCUUGGAUCCAUUUAACAAAUAAUAAUAAAAAUAAUAAAUAUUAGUGCUGCCAAAUGAUUGAUCGCGAUUAAUCGCAUCCAAAUUAAAAGUUUUUGUUUACAUUAUGUGUAUACUGUGUCUAUACUGUGUAUAUAU